Trichoderma aggressivum f. europaeum is the source of this 7722-nucleotide messenger RNA. RefSeq lists its product as uncharacterized. Gene Ontology annotation, molecular function: oxidoreductase activity; fatty acid synthase activity; phosphopantetheine binding. The record is from RefSeq and is a predicted model, not a curated record. Lineage: Eukaryota; Fungi; Ascomycota; Sordariomycetes; Hypocreales; Hypocreaceae. The transcript is spliced from 15 exons. Gene Ontology annotation, biological process: secondary metabolite biosynthetic process; fatty acid biosynthetic process. Bases 1 to 7722 code for a protein of 2573 amino acids.
AUGGACGCAAACGCGAUUCUGAUACAGGAUGCCUCAAUGCCAAUUGCUAUUGUUGGCAUGGGGGGCAGAUUUCCAGGUGAAGCUACCAACCCGGACAAGCUCUGGGACAUGGUCUCGAAAGGACGAAAUGCUCUUUCAGAAGUACCAAAGGAUCGAUUCAAUAUCGAGGCUUUUUAUCACCCCUCCGCCGAGCGUCAUGGAUCAAUGAACGUCAGGGGAGGAAACUUUCUAAAGGAAGACAUCGCUAGAUUCGAUGCUCCUUUCUUCUCUAUCACAGCCAAGGAAGCACAUGCCAUGGAUCCUCAACAACGAUUAGCUCUAGAGCUGUCGUAUGAAGGACUUGAGAAUGCUGGUAUUAGUAUUGAAGAGAUUGCGGGAUCUAACAUGUCCUGCUAUAUGGCUUCAUUCACAAAAGAUUAUACAGGCAUGAGAGGCCAUGAUGCUGAAGACAUUCCUUUAUAUGAAGGAACAGGCAAUGGUGCUGCUUUAAUCUCAAACCGCGUCUCAUGGUUCUUUGAUAUCAAAGGUCCCAGUCUCAGUUUAGACACGGCGUGUUCAUCUUCCCUUGUUGCCCUUCAUCUUGCUUGCCAGAGCAUUCGAGCUGGAGAAUCAACCUCAGCAAUUGUCGGAGGUACCAAUAUCAUCUUAAUGCCAGAGAUGCAAAACGCCAUGACAUCACUCCAUUUCCUUAGUCCUGACUCCAAGUCGAUGUCAUUUGAUCACAAGGCGAAUGGCUAUGCCCGAGGAGAGGGUGCAGCUGUUGUCGUAUUAAAACCUCUUGCGGACGCACUGCGAGAUGGUAACGUUAUUAGAGCCGUCAUCAGAGGCACAGGUGUCAACCAAGAUGGCAGAACUCCUGGUAUUACCGUGCCAUCUUCAAAGGCACAGGAGGAGCUGAUACGCGUCACAUAUGCCUCUGCUGGAUUGGACUUCAAGCAGACUGGCUACUUCGAAGCACACGGCACAGGAACCCCUGUUGGUGACCCUCUAGAAUGCGCUGCUAUUGCUGCUACCUUUGGUCAAACAAGAACAGAAUCAGAUCCUCUCCUAAUAGGUUCAGUGAAAACAAAUAUCGGCCACAUGGAGGGAGCUGCUGGUCUCGCGGGUCUGGUCAAAGCCGUCUAUGCCUUGGAGAGAGGACAAGUGCCACCGAAUCUCUGGUUUGAAAAGGCAAACCCUCGCAUUCCUUUGGCAAAAUGGAAACUAAAGGUUCCCACGGAGCUUACCCCAUGGCCUACUGAGGGUGUCCGAAGAGCCAGUGUCAAUUCAUUCGGUUAUGGUGGUACUAAUGCUCAUUGCAUCGUCGAUGACGCUUUCCAUUAUCUUGAGGCCCGGGGAUUGAAGGGAUUCCACAACACCAUUUCCGAGACACUUGAUACCCCCAAAGCUUUUCUUUCUACGGUCCCAGUUGCUGACUCGUUGCCUCAGCUUCUUGUCUGGUCUUCGCCUGAACAGAAGGGAGCUGACCGCACUGCAGCUAGCCUGACAUCAUAUGUCAAGUCUCUCAGCGCCCUACCAACAGAAGAGAGCAACUUGCUCGGAAGACUGUCAUUUACACUAUCUAAUAAGCGCAGCAAGUUCCCAUGGAAAUCAUUUGCCAUUGCUUCCACCCUUCAAGAGGCUAUUGACGCUUUUGAGCAACCAAGGAAACCUGAACGGUCUGCGGAACAGCCUACUAUCGCUUUUGCAUUCACUGGGCAAGGUGCUCAAUGGUAUGCUAUGGGCCGUGACUUGUUCAAAUACCCGGUGUUUAGAGACUCAAUUCGAGCCGCGGCUUCGUCAUUGAAGCAACUUGGUUGUGAAUGGGACCUUGUCGAGGAGCUCAAUGCAACUGAAGAGAAGUCUCGUAUCAAUGAACCGGCUCUCAGCCAGCCUGCCUGUACGGCUUUGCAAGUGGCUCUUGUAGACCUUCUCAGCAGCUGGGGCGUGAAGCCAUCCGUCGUAGUUGGCCACUCUAGCGGAGAAAUUGCUGCUGCAUAUGCAAAGCGAGCUAUUAGCCGGGAAUCGGCUUGGAAAGUUGCAUACUACCGUGGUCUCCUCUCCAGCACCAUCAAGAAAGAAGGCGCUAUGCUUGCGGCUGGUUUGGGUUAUGAGGACGCCCAGGCUCUUGUUGACCAGGUCACGGACGGUGAUUUGGUCGUUGCCUGUAUUAACAGCCCAUCUAGCGUUACACUUUCUGGCGACAUCUCGGCUAUCUCUCAAGCCCAAGCUCUGCUGGAAGAGAGAAAGGUGUUCAACAGGAAGCUCGUGGUGAAGACCGCCUACCAUUCUCCUCACAUGAAGGCUAUUGAAGCAUCCUAUUUGGCAUCGAUUAGCGAUAUUUCACUAGCGACAGAAGAUACCAGCGUGCGGAUGUUCUCGUCUGUGACGGGAGAGAUCAUUGAAGCGGCUGAGCUUGCUAAACCAUCAUACUGGGUCUCCAACUUGGUGAAUCCCGUCAAAUUCAACCAAUCAUUGCAAGCGGCAAUUAAGCACAACCCAACUAAGAGACGAACGACGAAGAACACGGGCGGAAUCAGCCUCAUUGUUGAAGUUGGACCUCACGCAGCUCUCCAGGGGCCGAUCCGACAAGUUUUAUCAGUGGAAGAAACCAAGAAACUCAAUAUCCUCUAUGUUUCACUCCUCAAACGCGACAACAGUGCCAGCUUGACCGCGAUUGAAGCCAUGGGAACUUUGUUCCAACGCGGCUAUGCUGUGGAUGUUGCUCAGGUUAACAACUCUGGCAAAGAUACACCAGCAACCCUUGUUGAUAUGCCUCCGUUUGCUUGGAACCACAGCACGAAAUACUGGUAUGAAUCUCCCAUCUCUCGCGCUUACCGGUUGCGAGACAUGCCGAGACAUGACCUCGUCGGAGCCAGAUGCGAAUACUCCAGUGAGCAACAGCCCAGUUGGCGCAAUUAUCUCCGAGUUUCCGAAAUCCCGUGGUUGGAGCACCAUCAAGUCCAAUCAUCCAUCUUGUAUCCCUUUGCGGGUAUGAUCGUUAUGGCCAUCGAGGCCUCACGCCAGGUGGCCGAUAAGACCAAAGAGAUUGAGGGGUUCCAGCUGCGAGACAUCUCGGCUGGUGCGGCCAUGAUUAUUCCGGCUGACGAGGCUGUUGAGUCAAAGAUUCAACUUCGUCCUUGGCGCGCUGGCUCAAGGCUUCCCGAUUGGACAUGGAACGAGUUCACCAUCUCUUGCCGAGAUCGCCAAGGAGCUUGGACACAACACUGUUCAGGUUUAAUCCAAGUCAAGUAUAAGACAGCAGUGAACCCUACUUUUACGAAUGAAGACGCUGCUAGAGCCAGGAAGUUCCGGGAAGAGUAUCAGAAAAUCACAGAUGCUGGAUUGGAAAUCGAGGAUCCAGCUGACGUCUACGCUUCGCUCGCUGAACUCGGCUUGCAAUGGGGCCCAUCAUUCAAGUCACUGGUCCAUAUCGGCUCAGGGCAUUACCAGGCGCAAUGCGCUAUCGAAGUCCCAGACACAAAGUCCUUUAUGCCUGAGAACUUUGAGCAUGAUCAUAUUAUUCACCCUGCGACGCUCGAUGGCAUCGUACAAAUGAUUGUGCCUGCCUGCUCACCUCGGGGAGCACUUGUUGAUAGAGCCAAGAUCCCUCGCUUCGUUGAGAGUGUCUACAUCUCAAGCAAAGUGGCGAGCAAGAAGCCCGGCGACAAGCUUUACGGUUACUCUCGCUCUACGGCACACGGUUUCCAGGAAUCCGUUGGUACCAUUGUCGCUUCCGAUGGCGACUGGGAAGAGCCUCUCGUUGUGUUCGAGGGGUGCAGAGUCAUCACGCUCGAGACCAUGACGGAGGGCAUUGCAUCCGCUUCUGCUUCAACCAAGUCGAUCAAGAAACUGGGCGCGUGUACACACUGGGGGCCUGACAUUGAAGAGCUCACUGCCGACGGUUUGAAGGCCUUCCUCUCCCCCUUUGCCGAAUUAUAUCCUGAUCCAGAAUACGAAACAAUCUACGAUCUCGAGUUAGCUUGUCUAAUUAUCUGCAAGCGAGUCCUUCGAAAGUUUACUGCAGAAGACUCGAAGGCAUUCGCGCCGCAUCAUCGUCUGUUCUAUGAAUACAUGCAGCACCAAUACGACCUUGCUGUCGAAGGCAAGCUCAACUGCCAGAGCUCUCCCAUCAAGAACAUUGACUGGUUGAACACAAGCGAAGAAUUUGAUUCGGCCUUACUCGAGAAGGUUUCUACUGAAUCUGUAGACGGAAAAAUGCUGGUCCGCGUCGCCUACGCGAUGAAUGAGAUCCUCACCGGCACAAUUGAGCCUCUGCAGGUUCUCCGUGAAGACGACUUGCUGACUUCAUAUUACCGAAAUGUCAUUGGUGUUGAAAAGGUUAACCCAGUCCUUGAAGAAUACGUCAGGCAAAUCUCGCACAAGAGACCACUUCGCGUCUUGGAGGUUGGCGCAGGUACCGGAGCAACUACAAAGCUAGUCCUGACGACGCUUGGGAAACGCGAUGAUGCCGCCGCUAAGCUGAAGCUGUACACGUUCACUGACAUUAGCAGCGGAUACUUUGAACCUGCUGCCAAGGACUUCAGCGAAUAUGCAGAGUUCUUGGAGUACAAGAUUCUCAACAUCGAGAAGGAUCCCGCUGAGCAGGGAUUUCCUGUUGGCCAAUAUGAUAUUGUCAUUGCAAACAACGUUAUUCACGCUUGUUCGUCUAUCGACAGAUGUUUGACACACUGCCGUAGCAUGCUCAGACCUGGCGGAGUUUUGCUCCUUGGUGAGCUGACCACAACGAUGGCUCGUGUUCCGAUGAUCUUCGGAACACUUCCCGGAUGGUGGCUUGGUGAGAAUGAUAACCGAAAAUGGGGCCCAAGACUCUCAGAAAGCGAAUGGGACAUUCACCUGCGCCAGCACGGAUUUGGUGGACUGCAUGUGUCCUUCCGAGACGACAGCAGAGAAGAUGUUUACCAGUCUUCCCUUAUUUUCUCCGUGGCUGUAGAGACCACCUCUCCCCCGUUACCUACGAAUGCCGUCGUCAUCAAGCCAGCAGUCGCUGACCCCGUUGUUGAUGCGAUGGCAUCAAAGUUAUCGAAGCUGCUAGAUAAGGAGGGUGUUCAAGUUGAAGUAGUUUCGCUGCAGGACGUCAACGCUACUGAUUUCAGUGGCAAGGCAUGUAUUGUUGCAGUGGAGUCGAACAAACCUCUACUUCAUGAAAUCAAGGGCGAGGAUUGGGAGUCUGCCAAGAAGGCGGUUCUUGGAUCAAGAAGCACUCUCUGGCUCACAAAUGGUGGUGCCAUGGAAUGUACCACCCCUGAGUCCAGUCUUAUUGUUGGACUUUCCAGAACUAUUCGAGGAGAAAAUCCCGGCCUGCAGUUCACAACUCUUGAUCUUGAUCCCAAGGAAUCCAUCGACUCCGACGCCACUUGCGCGAUUAUUAGCCAGAUCUUCAAGUCUAAGGCUGAUCCUUCCAAUGCGGAAUGGGAAUAUUCUCUGCGCAAUAAGCUGAUUAAUGUACCUCGUCUAUAUCCCGACGACGAGGUGAGCAACCUCUUCGAGACCAACGCAGAGGAUCCUCCUGCAGUGAAGUUGCCUUUCAACCAGCCAGGCCGUGCUCUUGCACUGGAGAUCAAAGUACCUGGAAUGCUGGAUACCUUCCAAUUUACAGACUGUGACGAAUACCCGCUACCACUUGGUGACCGAGAGGUCGAAAUUAAGGUCAAGGCCGUAGGUAUGAACUUCCACGACGUCAUGAUUGCCAUGGGCCAAAUCCAGGAUACCAACUUGGGUGUCGAGUGUAGUGGCGUCGUCACUCGCAUUGGAAAGUCCGUCACUCAAUGGAAGGAGGGCGACAGGGUCAUGACAUUCCGUCUAGGAACUUACCGCACAUACAUCCGUAACCCGGAGGAGAUGUUCCAGAGAAUGCCUGAUGAUAUGUCGUUCGAAGAGGGUGGAUCGAUCGUGUCUAUCUAUGGAACAGCCGUCUACUCGCUGUUUGAUGUCGCCCGUCUGCAGAAGGGUGAGAGCGUUCUUAUCCACUCUGCCGCAGGUGGCUUCGGUCAAGGAGCUAUCAUCAUCUCUCAGUAUAUCGGCGCCGAGAUCUUCGUAACCGUUUCAACCGAAUUCAAGAAGCGUUUCUUGAUGGAGACGUAUGGUAUUCGUGAAGAUCAUAUCUUCAACAGUAGAGAUCAUAGCUUUGCUACCGGCAUUAAGCGUAUGACUAACGGUAAGGGCGUCGACGUUGUCUUAAACUCUCUUGCUGGAGAGGGACUACGGCAAAGUUGGCUGUGUGUUGCGCCCUUUGGUCGGUUCAUUGAGCUGGGCAAGCGAGAUAUAACCGGUAACACGGGCUUGGACAUGACGCCUUUCCUACACAAUGUCAGCUUCUCUGGUGUGAACAUGCUGUCUGUAUACAGGGAGAAUGUGCCACUGCUCAGCAGAAUCUUGGCAGACGUGAUGAAGUACUGGGCCAUGGGUGUUACGAAACUCGUCACACCUCUUAAAGUUAUGAACUUUUCCCAGAUCGAAGAGGCGUUCCGCAUUAUGCAAACGGGAAAACACAUCGGAAAGAUGGUAUUGGCCGCUAAUGAUGACGACAUUGUUCCGAUCGUCCCCCCUAAGAAGAAAGAAUUCACUCUGUCUUCCAACGCAACUUAUAUGAUCCCCGGUGGUCUUGGUGGCCUCGGACGAUCACUUGCAAUGUGGAUGGCAGCAAAAGGUGCUCGCUACCUUGCCUUUACGUCUCGUUCGGGCGCAAGUAGGCCAGAGGCAAAGGCACUUCUGGAAGAAUUGGCGAAGAUCAAUGUCCAGAGCAAGGCUUUCGCAAGCGACAUCAGCAAUGAGGCCGAGCUUACCAAAGUGCUGCAGGAGAUCAAAUCCGCCAACUUCCCCGCCAUUCGCGGAGUCAUUACCUUCGCCAUGCAGUUGCAGGAUGUCUUUUUUGAGAACAUGACUGUUGAAGAGUUUCACACUGCUGUCAGACCCAAAGUCCAAGUUACAAGAAACUUGCACGAACAGCUACCCAAAGACCUUGAUUUCUUCAUCUGUAUGUCCUCUGUUGGAGGUAUUGUAGGAUCUAGAGGACAAGGCAACUACAACGCCGGAAACACAUACCAAGACGCCGUUGCACGCCACCGCCGUUCCCUUGGCCUUGUAGGAACAAGUAUCGAUCUUGGUCUUGUUUUGGGCGUCGGUUGGGCUGCAGUUCACGGUGAAGCACUAGGCUAUCUUAACUCUGGCGCAAUGGCUGGUCUUAAGGAAACCGAGGUGCUGGAUGUUAUAGAGGCAGGCAUGGCUGGCUUGCUUCCAGAGGCCGAGAACACGGUCGGUCUGACUACAGGAGGCAUGCUUAAGCAGGGUGGCUAUGAGGAGCUGUACUGGCACAGCGAGCGCCGGUUUGGACCAGUCAGCGUCUACGACACACAGGAUAACGGCACUGCCGGUUCCGGCGAACCUGACAGGUCUGAAGAGCUACGCGCAGCUUUGGGUGCAGCACAGAACUUAGAUGAAGCUGGAGCUGCUGUUUGCGUGGCACUGAUGCGGAAGCUGGCAAAGGCCAUGAUGAUGGACGAGGCAGAUCUCGACUCUGGCCGCCCUGCGAAUGCUUAUGGCGUUGACAGUCUUGUGGCAGUGGAGAUCCGGGCUUGGGUAUUCAAGACCGUCAAGAGUGACAUCUCUGUGUUCGACAUCUUGAGCAAUGCUCCACUGGCUACGCUUGCUGGGCUUAUUGCUUCCAAGUCGUCAUAUGUGCCUGUUGCGAUUCGCGGUGAAGGAGUUUCAUUGGAGAAGUGA